This is a messenger RNA of Octopus sinensis (East Asian common octopus), 707 nucleotides long. RefSeq lists its product as uncharacterized. The record is from RefSeq and is a predicted model, not a curated record. The transcript has 4 exons. Lineage: Eukaryota; Metazoa; Mollusca; Cephalopoda; Octopoda; Octopodidae. The coding region runs from base 108 to 533 and encodes 141 amino acids.
CGCAUUCAUAUAUGCGUACACAGACAUAUGUAUAUUUAUAUAUGUCUGUGUAUAUAAAUAUGAGAUACGUAAAAAAUUUCAACACUUGAUCUUCGAAAACAUCAACAAUGAGACUUUCGAUUGUCUUUUUACUUGUGUUGGUCACUGCCCACUGCCAAUUGAGUUCCUGUGAAGGCUUAGAUCUAAAGCAAACGGCCGCUAAAAUAAAAGAAAGUUUAGAAAAAGGUCUGGGAAAUAAAUUUAAAAGAUUCUUCCAUGGCAUCAAGGAGAUAUUCGUGGAAAGACACGGGCAGUUCGAAAUCGAUGGAACGCCGUUGGUGAUUACUUUCAAAGCAGACGACUGUGAUUUGAAGUUUGGUAGAAAACGUAGUUUCCUCGAAUGGAGAUGUCCAGCUGAUGUGACUGAAAUCAUUACAAACACUAAACGCCACUGUGAAAGGUCAAGUCAGGUAAGUGCCGUGCAGUGCGCUACCAGAAUGGUACUCGAAGAAAUUCAGAAGAAUAUUGAACUUGGCAAAAUCUCCAGUGGAUAACAUGCACCUACACCGCUGAUGCACCAACACCAACCUGUGAUAUCACAGCCCAUCAACUGUCAACCAUCUCGGACUUCCUCCACCUGUAUUCGAGCUUUGAAACUUUAAGUAGUACAGGGUUUGAAUUAAACUGUUAUGAUUCAUACACGUAGCUCCCAAUAAAUUUUAUGAGUG